UGGAAGCUGUCGGAGGAGGCGGUGUGCCGGGAGGACGUGGUGCGGCUCUGCUCCAAGCACAGCUGGGCCAACAACCUCGCCGUCCUCGAGUGCCUGCAGGACGUCCGUGAGCCAGAUAAUGAAAUCUCUUCAGACUGCAAUCAUCUGUUGUGGAACUACAAGCUGAACCUGACUACAGAUCCGAAGUUUGAAUCCGUGGCCAGAGAAGUCUGCAAGUCCACUAUUGCAGAGAUCAAGGAGUGUGCAGAUGAACCAGUUGGUAAAGGCUUUUUGGUGUCAUGUUUGGUGGAUCACAGAGGCAACAUCACUGAAUACCAGUGCCAUCAGUACAUCACUAAAAUGACAGCCAUUAUCUUCAGUGAUUAUCGGUUGAUCUGUGGCUUCAUGGAUGACUGCAAGGCUGACAUCAAUCUCCUGAAAUGUGGCAGCAUUCGACCUGGAGAAAAGGAUGCCCACUCGCAAGGAGAGGUGGUGGCAUGCCUGGAAAAAGGCCUGGUAAAAGAGGCAGAGGAGACUGAUCCUCGAAUUCAGGUUUCUGAUCAGUGUAAGAAAGCAAUUCUUCGUGUAGCUGAACUCUCUUCGGAUGACUUCCACUUGGACCGUCAUCUCUACUUUGCGUGCCGAGAUGAUAGAGAACGAUUUUGUGAAAAUACUCAGGCUGGGGAAGGCCGAGUCUACAAGUGCCUCUUUAAUCACAAGUUUGAAGAAUCAAUGAGUGAAAAGUGUCGUGAUGCGCUGACGACUCGCCAGAAGCUGAUUGCCCAAGACUACAAAGUCAGUUACUCGCUGGCAAAGUCCUGUAAAAGUGAUCUGAAGAAGUACCGCUGUAAUGUGGAGAACCUUCCCCGGUCUCGGGAAGCCAGGCUUUCCUAUCUGUUGAUGUGCUUAGAGUCUGCUGUGCAUAGAGGUCGACAAGUGAGCAGCGAGUGCCAGGGUGAAAUGUUGGAUUACCGGCGCAUGCUAAUGGAAGACUUCUCACUGAGCCCAGAAAUAAUCCUGAGCUGUCGAGGGGAGAUCGAACACCACUGCUCAGGCCUGCAUCGGAAAGGUCGCACCCUGCAUUGCCUGAUGAAAGUAGUACGGGGUGAAAAGGGAAACGUCGGCCUGAAUUGUCAGCAGGCACUUCAAACACUGAUUCAAGAAACUGACCCUGGUGCAGAUUACCGCAUUGACCGAGCGUUGAAUGAGGCCUGUGAGUCGGUGAUACAGACUGCCUGCAAGCACAUACGGUCUGGAGACCCAAUGAUUCUGUCUUGCCUGAUGGAGCACUUGUAUACUGAGAAGAUGGUAGAGGACUGUGAGCAUAGACUCCUGGAGCUCCAGUAUUUUAUAUCUCGUGAUUGGAAAUUGGAUACGGUCCUUUACCGCAAGUGUCAGGGAGAUGCCUCCCGUCUCUGCCAUACCCAUGGCUGGAAUGAAACUAGUGAGCUGAUGCCUCCAGGGGCUGUUUUCUCCUGCUUGUACAGGCAUGCGUACCGCACGGAGGAGCAAGGAAGGAGGCUAUCACGAGAGUGCAGAGCAGAGGUCCAGAGAAUCCUCCAUCAGCGUGCCAUGGAUGUGAAGCUGGACCCAGCCCUUCAGGACAAGUGCAUGAUUGACUUAGGGAAGUGGUGCAGUGAAAAAACAGAGACAGGGCAGGAGCUGGAAUGCCUUCAGGACCAUCUUGAUGACUUGGUGUCUGAGUGCAGAGACAUAGUGGGAAACCUCACUGAGUUGGAGUCUGAGGACAUUCAAAUUGAAGCCUUGCUGAUGAGAGCGUGUGAACCCAUUAUCCAGACAUUCUGUCAUGAGGUUGCAGAUAACCAGAUAGAUUCUGGGGACCUGAUGGAGUGUCUAAUACAGAACAAACACCAGAAGGAAAUGAAUGAAAAAUGUGCAAUUGGAGUUACUCAUUUCCAGCUGGUUCAAAUGAAAGAUUUUAGGUUCUCAUACAAGUUUAAAAUGGCUUGCAAGGAGGAUGUGCUGAAACUUUGCCCCAACAUCAAAAAAAAGGUGGAUGUAGUGAUCUGUCUGAGCACAACUGUGCGCAAUGAUACUUUGCAGGAUGCCAAAGAGCACAGGGUCUCUCUGAAGUGCCGCAAACAGCUGCGUGUUGAGGAGCUGGAGAUGACCGAGGAUAUCAGACUUGAACCAGAACUGUAUGAGGCUUGUAAAAGUGACAUCAAGAAUUACUGCCAAAACGUGCCCUAUGGCAAUGCUCAGAUUAUUGAAUGCCUGAAAGAAAUCAAGAAGCAGUUGAGUACCCGGUGCCACCAGAAGGUGUUUAAACUGCAGGAGACAGAGAUGAUGGAUCCAGAACUGGACUACACGCUCAUGAGAGUCUGCAAGCAGAUGAUCAAGCGGUUUUGUCCAGAAGCAGACUCAAAAAAUAUGUUGCAGUGUUUGAAACAAAACAAGAACAGUGAAGUGAUGGAUCCUAAAUGCAAACAAAUGAUUACCAAGCGCCAGAUUACACAGAACACAGAUUACCGCUUAAAUCCAGUGCUCAGAAAGGCCUGCAAAGCAGACAUACCGAAAUUCUGCCAAAAUAUCCUGAAUAGGGCCAAGGAUGAUACAGAGUUGGAAGGGCAAGUCAUCUCGUGCCUGAAGUUGAAAUACGCAGACCAGCGUCUCUCUCCAGACUGCGAGGACCAAAUUCGAGUGAUAAUCCAGGAAUCGGCUCUCGAUUAUCGGCUGGAUCCCCAACUUCAGAUGCACUGUUCUGAAGAGAUUUCCAGCUUGUGUGCAGAAGAAGCAGCAGCUCAAGAGCAGACUGGGCAGGUGGAAGAAUGUCUGAAAGUGAAUCUGCUGAAAAUAAAAACUGAAAUGUGCAAGAAGGAAGUGCUCAACAUGCUGAAGGAAAGCAAAGCAGAUAUAUUUGUUGACCCAGUGCUCCACACAGCCUGUGCCCUAGACAUCAAACACCACUGUGCUGCCAUUCCACCAGGGAGAGGACGUCAAAUGUCAUGCUUAAUGGAAGCUCUGGAAGAUAAGCGUGUGAGGUUGCAGCCUGAAUGCAAGAAACGCCUUAAUGAUCGUAUUGAAAUGUGGAGCUAUGCUGCAAAGGUUGCCCCAGCGGAAGGCUUUUCUGACCUUGCCAUGCAAGUUAUGACCUCUCCGUCCAAGAAUUACAUAUUAUCUGUGAUCACAGUCGGCAUCUGUGUACUCUUCCUCAUCGGCCUGAUGUGUGGACGCAUCACCAAGCGGGUGACAAGAGAGCUCAAGGACAGGUAGAGCCUGGAUUGCCUGCUGAAGAAAUGCCUGCCCAGUGCCCAGUUUUGUACAGCCCUCCUCUGUAUAGUCUACCCACCCCCUCUUGUGAGAGGAGAAUAAAAA
Molecule: messenger RNA, 3315 nt
Organism: Haliaeetus leucocephalus (bald eagle)
Lineage: Eukaryota; Metazoa; Chordata; Aves; Accipitriformes; Accipitridae
Gene: GLG1
Product: golgi glycoprotein 1
Exons: 26
Cellular component (GO): Golgi membrane
Molecular function (GO): fibroblast growth factor binding
Source: RefSeq, a predicted model, not a curated record